Messenger RNA from Psammomys obesus (fat sand rat), 1418 nucleotides. RefSeq names its product advanced glycosylation end-product specific receptor (gene Ager). Gene Ontology annotation, biological process: regulation of inflammatory response; regulation of p38MAPK cascade. The transcript is spliced from 11 exons. The record is from RefSeq and is a predicted model, not a curated record. The coding region runs from base 52 to 1356 and encodes 434 amino acids. NCBI's taxonomy places the organism in Eukaryota, Metazoa, Chordata, Mammalia, Rodentia, Muridae. Gene Ontology annotation, molecular function: signaling receptor activity. Gene Ontology annotation, cellular component: plasma membrane.
GACUCUUGUCCCAGAAGCAUGAAUUCUUGGCAUUCUCUGUGACGGGACAAGAUGGGGGCAGGGCAGAGGGUACAAGCCCCACCUAGGGCAGUGGCACAGCAGGAAAAGGGGCAGACAGAACCAGGAGCCCGGGAAGGAAGCAUGAUGCCAGCAGGGACAGCAGCGGGAGCCUGGGUGCUGGUUCUUGCUCUGUGGGGAGCUGCAGUUGGUGGCCAGAACGUCACAGCACGAAUCGGAGAGCCCCUUGUGCUGAGCUGUAAGGGGGCCUCUAAGAAGCCGCCUCAGCAGCUAGAAUGGAAAGUGAACACAGGCCGGACCGAAGCUUGGAAGGUCCUCUCCCCCCAGGGAGGCCCCUGGGACAGCGUUGCACGAAUCCUCCCCAACGGUUCCCUCCUCCUUCCAGCCAUUGGAAUUGUCGAUGAGGGCACUUUCCGGUGUCGGGUGAUCAACAGGCAUGGGAAGGAGGUCAAGUCCAACUACCGAGUCCGCGUCUACCAGAUUCCUGGGAAGCCAGAAAUUGUGGAUCCUGCCUCUGAACUCACAGCUGGUGUGCCUAAUAAGGUGGGGACGUGUGUGUCUGAGGGAGGCUACCCUGAAGGGACCCUUCGCUGGCACUUGGAUGGGAAACCCCUGACUCCUGAUGGCAAGGGAACAAUUGUGAAGGAAGAGACCAGGAGACACCCCGAGACAGGGCUCUUCACGCUGCAGUCAGAGCUGACAGUGACCCCAAGCCUAGGGGGAACCACCCAUCCUACCUUCUCCUGCAGCUUCAGCCUGGGCCUUCCCCGGCGCAGGCCCUUGAACACAGCCCCCAUUCAGCCCCGUGUCAAGGAGCUUGUGCCUCCAGAGGGGAUCCAGCUGUUAGUUGAGCCAGAGGGUGGAACAGUCGCUCCUGGUGGCACUGUGACCUUGACCUGUGCCAUCUCUGUCCAGCCCCCUCCUGAGAUCCACUGGAUAAAGGACGGCACACCCCUGCCCCUCGCCCCUGGCCCUGUGCUGCUCCUCCCUGAGGUAGGGCAGGAGGAUGAGGGUAUCUACAGCUGCGUGGCCACCCAUCCUAGCCUUGGGCCUCAGGAAAGCCACCCGGUCAGCAUCAGUGUCACAGAAACAGGCGAGGAGGGGCCAGCUGCAGGCUCUGUGGGUGGGUCUGGGCUGGGAACCCUAGCCCUGGCCUUGGGGAUCCUGGGAGGCCUGGGAAUAGCCGCCCUGCUCACUGGGGCCAUCCUGUGGCGAAAGCGACAAGCCAGAGGAGAGGAGAGGAAGGCCCCAGAAAACCAGGAGGACGAGGAGGAGCGCGCGGAGCUGAAUCAGUCAGACGAAGCCGAGACUGCAGAGGACGGUGCGGGAGGCCCUUAGGAGGGCCAGGCCGACCCUGUCCACCAGCUCCUCCGCCUUCCCCCCUUGACAACCCUCGCUCA